AUGUUCAAGAAGAAGCCACAGAUCAAAAACUUGUCUCCUUUACGAUCCUCGGAUCGUCGCAAGCUCGCCGACCAGAUCAUAGCCGAAUAUCAGAUCCAGGUCCCUGCUCCUCCACAAACCCUCGAUGAGAACGGUGCCACCACUCUCGACCCAAAUCCUACAUCUCUGACCGCAAUCCGCUCCUCCUUGCUACCUGAAAACUGCCUUUCGGCACGAUUCAACACCCAUGCAGGGCCACAUUCUAAGCUCGUCUCCGGGACGAUCUACGUCGGCUCACAGCCUGGGCAAGAAGAACGGAUUUUGUGGUUUCAGAUAGGACAAUCGGAUCAAAGGCUGUACCCGACAGUCUACACGCUAUGGCAGAACCCAGGAUUGGUUCCGUUGUUGCAUACUCAGGAAUUUGUGGUUGAGAAGCUACGAAGUGGCGCCGAUCUGAUGACACCAGGUCUGACAAGAGGCCCGCCAUUUCCAGAAAAAGCAAAGAAGAACGCUAUCGUUGCUGUGGCCAGUAUCGAGAAACCCAGCGUCCCAGCCUUUGUUGGUGUAUGCGAGAUUGACGUUAGUGCACUCGAGCAGGUGCAGGGUGCGAAGGGUCAUGCAGUGAAAGGCGUGCACUGGGAAGGAGACGAACUUUGGGCUUGGAGCCAUGGCGGGAUAGGAGGAAAGCAGGCGGCCGAGAAAAUAGACGGAUGGGACGAUUCGGCAAAUGUCGUCGGUCUCAGCAAAGGUGUGGAGAGCAUGGCACUUGAAGAAGACGAUGCAGAUGGUCAAGAGGGAGGAGUUUCAUUAGAAGAAACAAAGAACGACAACGGGGGCACCCAUCGAGCGUCUUCAGAGAGGAGUGACGCUGACGAACAAGAAGCAGAACCUUCCACGCAGGAAAUCGACCAAGCAUUCUACAACGCCUUCCUGUUCGCUCUCCACAACGCCAGGAAGAAUGGCUCUCCACCUCACUACGGUAUCGAUCUGCCAGUGAACCCUUCGAUGUUGAUAUCCCACUUCAUUCAACCAUACCUUCCCAUUCACUCCACCUCCCAAGCACAAUACUACACUAUGAAAAAGACCAGUUGGAAGAACGCGAAAAAGUUCAUCAAAUACCUGGACAAACAAGCUUUGGUCAAAUCCAAGGAUCGCAGCGGAGGUGAGACUGUCAUCUUCGAUAUCGACUUUGACGACCAGCACAUCCUCGAUUUCAUUCCGUAUCGUCUACCAAAACCAAGAGAAGAUGCUGGAGGCGGCGGAAGUUCUCAGACACCUUCUAAAGCCGUCAACACAGCUUCCGAUCCAUCGGUCAACCAAAACCUCUCCCUCCAAACCUUGCUACGUCCGUCAUCCAAACUUGUGCCAGAUCUUCUCCCGUCCAAAACCGACUUCUACACCCCAAACCAAAUAUCUUCUUUUCUUCGUACAUAUAUCGAUCAAGACCCCGAACUGACAACCCAGUCGUCAUCACCUCGCUUCAUCAAACUGAAUCCAUUCCUGGCAAACAAUAUCCUCGGCGGCAGUGGCGCAUCAAAUCCUACAACCCAAGCAGCCGACACGAAAGCCUUGGCCGCCGGGGAGAUCGCUCGUGAUGUCCUCCAAAAGCGUCUCCUAGAAGACACGCACCUCUGCCAGCCAUACUGGGUAUUGCUCCGGGGUGAUCAGAAGUGGUCUUCUGCGGACCCAUCUUUACCCAAACCAAAGUCUGGGACCCCACCCAAACUAUCCGUUAUCAUCGAGAAACGGACAGGAACGAAGACGGUCACAAAGAUUGGGAACCUAGAGGUAUUCGGAAUCAACCCGGAGAUUCUGGCGGGAGAGUUGCAGAAGAAAUGUGCCAGCAGUACAAGUGUGGGACAGCUGGUUGGCGGAAAACCGGGGCAAAUGGAGGUGCUGGUUCAAGGGGAUCAGAGAGAGGUGGUUGAGAAGGAGGUUGGGAAGAGAGGGGUCGACAGGAGAUGGAUUGAGGUGAACGACAAGACGAAAAAGAAGGCGAAGAAAUGA
This is a messenger RNA of Endocarpon pusillum Z07020, 1986 nucleotides long. RefSeq lists its product as uncharacterized. Gene Ontology annotation, molecular function: translation initiation factor activity. Lineage: Eukaryota; Fungi; Ascomycota; Eurotiomycetes; Verrucariales; Verrucariaceae. The transcript is spliced from 2 exons. Gene Ontology annotation, biological process: formation of translation preinitiation complex; translational initiation. The record is from RefSeq and is a predicted model, not a curated record. The coding region runs from base 1 to 1986 and encodes 661 amino acids.